AAGGUAUGAACGGUACCUCUUCUAUGAUGAAGUCUCUGCCGAUCCACCCGCACCUGCGCCUGCUCCCGAUAACCCAGGAGGGGGAGGAAACAACACCAUAAAGAUCGUGAUCAUCACUGUAUCAGCAAUUACAGGAGCUGCAGUUGUCUUGGGUUUCUUCCUUUAUUUUUCAUUCUUUAGCAGGAAGAGCAGACGAGGGGAGCAGAAAAGUGAAGAAAUUCUGUUAAAUGUGUUGGACCGUCCAACCGGCACACACUUUAUGGAAGGGCAUAUGCAUGAUCAAGACAACACUGUAGAAACUUACUACUUCAAUUUAACCACCAUACUGGCUGCUACAAACAAUUUUUCUGAUUCCAAUAAGCUUGGAGAAGGGGGUUUUGGUCCUGUUUACAAGGGAAAGCUGCUUGAUGGAAGGGAAAUGGCUGUUAAAAGGCUUUCGACGAAAUCAGGGCAAGGUCUUGAGGAGUUCAAGAAUGAAGUUAUGUUAAUUGUUAAACUUCAACACAAAAAUCUUGUGAGGCUGUUGGGUUGCUGCCUGGAGGGAGACGAGAAGCUCCUGGUCUACGAGUACAUGGCUAAUACAAGUCUUGAUGCUUUUUUGUUUGAUCCAACAAAAUGCAAGGAACUAGACUGGGAUAAGCGAGCAGCCAUUGUUCGUGGAAUAGCAAGGGGGAUCCUGUAUCUUCAUGAAGACUCUCGUCUCAAAAUCAUCCACAGGGAUUUGAAAGCAAGCAAUGUUUUGUUGGAUGAGGAAAUGAAUGCAAAGAUCUCAGACUUUGGCACUGCUAGGAUUUUUGGCAGCAAGCAACUUGAUGCUAACACCAACAGAGUGGUCGGUACAUUUGGGUACAUGGCACCAGAGUACGCAAUGGAGGGACUAUUUUCUGUGAAAUCUGAUACUUACAGCUUUGGAGUUCUAUUGCUAGAAAUCUUGAGUGGGAAAAAGAACAGUGGAUUGUAUAGCACGGAUCAUUCCCAAAACCUUCUAUCUCAUGCAUGGCAGCUGUGGAAUGAAGACAAGGGACUUGAAUUUAUAGAUAGGAACUUAGUUGAGAAAUGUCCUGUAAGUGAGGUUGUCAGAUGGAUCCAUACUGCUCUGCUGUGUGUUCAAGAAGACCCCAAUGAUAGACCUCCCAUGUCAUCAGUUGCUCUCAUGCUUGGAAGCAAAUGGGCCAACCUUCCCCAACCAUCAGCACCCCCAUUCUCAGUGGGAAGAUCUUUCAUGUCUGAUCUAUCUUCAACAACCGGGUCGGGGUUAGGUUUUCUCAUUUCAGAUCAAUCAUCUACUAGUGCCUCUGUUUAGUUCGGAGGUUCAUUGCAGCAUACUUGAGAUUCAAGGGUUAUCGAGUCAGAUCAAAACUAAAGUUAAUAUCUGUCCUUUUUCAUUAGAUAAGUCUUUUGUGACCCAUAGACAACAAAUGUGGAUGCAAGUU
Molecule: messenger RNA, 1433 nt
Organism: Vitis riparia (riverbank grape)
Lineage: Eukaryota; Viridiplantae; Streptophyta; Magnoliopsida; Vitales; Vitaceae
Product: cysteine-rich receptor-like protein kinase 10
Exons: 7
Coding region: 260-1303 (347 amino acids)
Biological process (GO): protein phosphorylation
Molecular function (GO): ATP binding; protein kinase activity
Source: RefSeq, a predicted model, not a curated record